AUGGGGGUUACAUUACUUCGCUCAAUCUUCGGUCUCUGUGCCGUCUCAUCUUCAUCAAGAGUAACUGAUUCCUACUGUUCAACGAAGUCAUAUCUCCGACGACGCCGGACCUCCGCCUCGAAGCAACGACUCACGGAGAUCAAAUCCGUAACAUCCACUCCUCCUCCUCCUUCUAGGGAAGCGAGAGAUUUCGUUGGGGAUGGAGGAGGUCCACCUCGUUGGUUCUCUCCGUUGGAAUGCAGAGCUCAAGCGCCAAACUCUCCUCUCCUCCUCUUUUUACCUGGGAUCGAUGGUACUGGACUAGGUCUCAUUCGUCAUCACAAGAAACUUGGGGAGAUUUUUGAUAUAUGGUGCCUUCACAUUCCCGUCAGUGAUCGUACUCCAUUUAAAGACUUGGUGAAGCUUAUUGAGAGGACAGUUAAGUCGGAGAACUACCGUUUCCCAAAUAGACCAAUAUAUUUAGUUGGAGAAUCUAUUGGAGCAUGUCUUGCGUUAGAUGUUGCAGCCAGGAAUCCCAACGUUGAUCUUGCUCUGAUCUUGGUUAAUCCAGCCACACAUGUCAACAACUUCAUGUCAAAACCUCUAUUAGGAAUGCUUAAUGUUUUACCUGAUGGAAUUCCCACACUAUGGGAAGACGUAUUUGGUUUUAAGCAAGGCGCUCCAUUGACUGGAAUAUUAGAAGCUAUGUCAAAUGAAUUUUCCGUCCAGCGAAUGGGCGGAGUGGGUGGAGGGAUGCUAAGAGAUCUCUUUGCAGUUUCAGCUAAUCUUCCAACUCUGAGUAGGAUGUUCUCUAAGGACACACUCCUUUGGAAGCUUGAAAUGCUAAAGUCUGCUAUUGCUUCUGUAAAUUCUCACAUAUACUCAGUUAAAGCUGAAACACUGAUACUUCCAAGUGGACGUGAUCAAUGGCUGCUUAAUGAGGAAGACAUUGUCAGAUACUCGCGAACGUUGCCAAAUUGUAUUGUACGUAAGCUUGAUGACAAUGGACAGUUUCCUCUUUUGGAGGACAGCUUAGAUCUGGCUACUAUCAUCAAGCUUACUUGUUUUUAUCGCCGUGGGAAGUCACAUGAUUACGUUUCGGAUUACAUUAAACCUACCCCUUUUGAGUUACAACAACUAUUAGACGAGCACCGAUUGCUAAUGGAUGCUAUUUCACCUGUAAUGCUAUCAACUCUAGAAGACGGUCUACUCUUAAAAGAGAGGAAUAUUCACAUGCGUGGUUUGACACAUCCGAUGGUAUUUAUGUAUAUCCAAGACUCGUUAGUCGACCCGAAGAUGUUUGACAAAUAUAAGUUAAUGGGUGGAGUACCUGUCUCCAAUAUGAAUUUCUACAAACUACUGCGUGAAAAGGCUCAUGUGCUUUUGUAUCCUGGAGGUGUCCGCGAAGCUUUGCAUAGAAAGGGUGAAGAAUACAAGCUGUUUUGGCCAGAACAAUCCGAGUUUGUGAGAGUUGCAUCUAAAUUUGGAGCGAAAAUCGUUCCUUUCGGUGUUGUUGGAGAAGACGACAUCUUUAAUAUUGUAUUGGACUCCAAUGAUCAAAGGAACAUCCCUAUCCUAAAAGAUUUAAUGGAAAAAGCAACAAAGGACGCUGGCAACCUAAGGGAAGGAGACGAAAGCGAAUUGGGAAACCAAGAUUGCUAUAAUCCCAGGACUUGUACCUAAAAUUCCAGGGCGGUUCUACUAUUACUUUGGCAAACCAAUAGACUUAGCAGGUAAGGAGAAGGAGCUGAAAGACAAAGAAAAGGCACAAGAGGUUUACUUGCAAGCAAAGUCUGAGGUCGAACAAUGCAUUGCAUACUUAAAAAUGAAAAGAGAGUGUGAUCCUUACAGACAAUUGUUGCCAAGGAUGAUGUAUCAAGCCUCACAUGGUUGGUCUUGUGAAAUCCCAACGUUUGAUCUCUAACUUAUACUGUGGCUAUAUAUGUUAUAGACAUCUAAUCAUAUGAUGUUUAGAGGUUCUAAGAUUCUUUAGAGAUCUAAAGAUCUUUUAUUUGUUCAUCGAAAAUAAGACAAGAUUAUUUAACUGAAUGUACAUGAC
Molecule: messenger RNA, 2038 nt
Organism: Arabidopsis thaliana (thale cress)
Lineage: Eukaryota; Viridiplantae; Streptophyta; Magnoliopsida; Brassicales; Brassicaceae
Product: Esterase/lipase/thioesterase family protein
Exons: 16
Coding region: 1-1662 (553 amino acids)
Biological process (GO): triglyceride biosynthetic process
Molecular function (GO): diacylglycerol O-acyltransferase activity; acyltransferase activity, transferring groups other than amino-acyl groups
Source: RefSeq, marked reviewed